CCGACCCUUUCUUGUUUACAAAGUUUUCCUCCUAAUCUCUCCUCUUUGAAAUACCCUUAGCUGCUGACAUGUAUUAAAGAAACUGAAAGGAGACGCAGAAAAACCAAGCAAAGAAAAAGGGAGGAAAAAGCAAAUAUGGAAGAGCAGUUGAAGACUAUCACUCAGGAAAUCGGGGAACCCAAAUUCGAUACGCUCCGAUUCGGACUCCAAAGCGUCAAAGGAGAAAUCGUUGGAUCGCAUCCCCUUGAAUCUGCUUAUCAUACUACGCACGUGAGGCAGCAGCAGAUGAAGAGGCAGAUUCUGGCCAGAGCUUACGGGUCGGCUUUCCCUUUGAAGAUGGAAUUCGAUCGAGAAAUCCUCUCCAAGAGAUUUCAAAGACCAGCUGGUGCGAUUCCAUCAUCAUAUUUGGGGUUAGAGGCUAUGACUGGGGCUUUGGAAGAUUUUGGCUUCGAGGAUUAUCUCAAUGAUCCAAGGGAUUCUGAAAGUUUCACUCCGGCUGACAUGCAUCAUGGAAUGGAAGUGCGUCUUGGAAUUUCCAAGGGACCAGUCUGCCGCAGUUUCACAUGAAACAGUUAGCUGGAAUUAUUGGAAGACGAUUGUUGAUUUCUGUACUACUAUUAUUCAUGUAGUGAAGCUGCUGCUUUCUUUUCAUGUCAUGGCUUGCUUGUACGCUAGUCCGUGGAAUUUUUAACAUAUUCGACGUUGCAAUGAUGAACAAUUCGGUCCUAA
Messenger RNA from Coffea eugenioides, 729 nucleotides. Its product is annotated as cyclin-B1-2-like. The record is from RefSeq and is a predicted model, not a curated record. Bases 136 to 567 code for a protein of 143 amino acids. Lineage: Eukaryota; Viridiplantae; Streptophyta; Magnoliopsida; Gentianales; Rubiaceae. Gene Ontology annotation, cellular component: nucleus; cytoplasm. Gene Ontology annotation, biological process: proteasome assembly. The transcript is spliced from 4 exons.